AUGAGUGGGAGAUAUGAUGGUAUGAGGGCUGGUGAGAAUGUAGCCAGGCCCAGUGUGAGUCGCCGCGGUCUUUGGGUUCCGGCCGUGUGUGACGGCCCCGUAACUUGCCGGGCCCAGUGUGAGGUCGCACGCGUCUUUGGGUUAGCCGGCGUGUUGACAGACCCCGCCCAGUGUGAGGUCGCACGCGUCUUUGGGUUAGCCGGCGUGUUGACAGGCCCCGCCCAGUGUGAGGUCGCACGCGUCUUUGGGUUAGCCGGCGUGUUGACAGACCCCGUACGUGGCCGGGAGCCGGGAUUGAUAGGAAAGAGCUACGUGUGGCUUGAUCCCUUAGUAGGGUACGUAGGCAGCCUGGGAUAG
This is a messenger RNA of Prunus armeniaca (apricot), 357 nucleotides long. NCBI's taxonomy places the organism in Eukaryota, Viridiplantae, Streptophyta, Magnoliopsida, Rosales, Rosaceae. The record is from the annotation of a GenBank genome assembly.